AGCGUCGCAGCUGAUUGCUCCGCCAUCUUGACAGAAACGUAAACAUUCAGUCUCACUCGGUGUAACUGGAAAGCUAGCUGUGAAUCUGUUUACAGCUCAAUAAGACACACAAAAGGGCUGUUUCCUGAGCUUUUGUCAGCACAUGCAUUUUUACAAAAUGAUAACUGAGAGGUCGGAUACGCGAAACGCCCCGUAAUUGCGUUUCGUGAGCAGCAAAACAGGGAUGGAAGAGGUGGGAGGAGCUGCGAGCGCAGACUGAGGCAAAGACAGAGCGGAAAUGGACCAGGAUUAUGAGAGACGCCUCCUCAGGCAGAUCAACCACCAGAACCUGCCCAAUGGUCACGUGUCCAAGUCUGGCUUUGCCACAUGCAGUCCGGUCAGUGUUAAGUCAGGCGACAGGUUCAUACCUACUCGUGCAGGAAGCAACUGGAGCAUCAACUUCCAUUACGCCAAUGAAAACUGCUGGUCACCUAACCAGAAUCAGCGCUCAAAGGACGCCAGUGCAGACAGUGGAAAGGACGCAGUGGCCUAUGCUGCUUUGCUGCGGAACGAGCUCCUGGGAGCGGGUAUCGAGACCGUCCCCGACCCUCACACAGAUGACCGACGGCAUGCCAUCCUCUCACAGGACAUACACAGCCUCUUCAGGUACACAAUUCACACAAAGAGAGUGCCUUUCGACAGCGGCAACGAAAUCUCCCCGUAUUCACUCUCUCCGCUCAGCAACAAAAGUCACAAGCUGUUGCGGUCACCGCGAAAGCCGGCACGAAAGAUCUCCAAAAUUCCCUUCAAGGUUCUGGAUGCACCGGAGCUGCAGGAUGACUUCUACCUUAAUCUGGUAGACUGGUCAGCUGGAAACCUGCUCAGUGUUGGUCUUGGUGCUUGUGUGUACCUGUGGAGCGCCUGUACCAGUCAGGUGACGAGGUUGUGUGAUUUGUCAGUGGAUGGAGACUCUGUGACUUCAGUCUGUUGGAAUGAGAGGGGAAGCUUGGUCGCAGUCGGAACCCACAAAGGCUUUGUGCAGAUAUGGGAUGCAGCCGGAGGGAGGAAGCUAACCAGCCUGGAAGGACACUCGGCGCGUGUCGGAGCUUUGGCGUGGAAUGGUGAGCAGCUGUCCUCGGGCAGCAGGGACAGGGUGAUCCUGCAGAGGGACGUCCGGGCGCCGCCGGCUGCUGAGAGGAGGCUGCAGGGCCACAGGCAGGAAGUCUGUGGCCUCAAGUGGUCCCCCGACCACCAGCAUCUCGCCUCCGGAGGCAACGACAACAAGCUGCUGGUGUGGAACAGCUCGAGCCUUGUGCCUGUGCAGCAGUACAGCGAGCAUUUAGCGGCGGUGAAGGCCAUCGCCUGGUCACCCCAUCAGCACGGCCUCCUGGCAUCCGGAGGAGGCACCGCUGACCGCUGCCUCCGCUUCUGGAACACGCUCACAGGACAGGCGCUGCAGAGCACUGACACCGGCUCACAGGUCUGCAACCUCGCCUGGUCCAAACACGCCAACGAGCUGGUCAGCACACAUGGUUAUUCACAAAACCAGAUCCUGGUGUGGAAAUAUCCAUCACUCACGCAGGUGGCCAAGCUGACCGGACAUUCGUACCGUGUGCUGUAUUUGGCUGUGUCUCCAGAUGGCGAAGCUAUAGUGACAGGAGCAGGAGAUGAGACACUCAGGUUCUGGAAUGUCUUCAGCAAAACACGCUGCACCAAGGAAUCCAAGUCAGUGUUGAAUCUGUUCACCAGGAUACGGUAGUGUCGGAGGCAAGAGGAGGCUUUUCAGAGAGAGCCUGACGUCUCUUCCUCCUCUUCAUGCUCCUCCCCAGUGUCUUCGUAAAAAAAAAUCCCACACCCGAUGAGCGAGUCUGUUUGUUAGCGUCCCGACUUUCUUAUUACUGUAUCAUGUGAGAGUCCAGAAGGACGUGGUGUAUUGUAAGUAGAGAGAAACGGUUUAUCUAUACGUCUGUCGGAACGGCAGAUAUUUUCAAUAUUUUCUAUGUGCUGAUGCAAAUGGGAUCUUGUUAUCCGACAGAUGACCAUACGGAAAUAAACACACUACUGCAGGA
This is a messenger RNA of Hemibagrus wyckioides, 2048 nucleotides long. It is a transcript of the gene fzr1b, whose product is annotated as fizzy/cell division cycle 20 related 1b. Gene Ontology annotation, cellular component: anaphase-promoting complex. Gene Ontology annotation, molecular function: protein binding; ubiquitin ligase activator activity; anaphase-promoting complex binding. Bases 278 to 1738 code for a protein of 486 amino acids. The transcript has 15 exons. Gene Ontology annotation, biological process: positive regulation of anaphase-promoting complex-dependent catabolic process; anaphase-promoting complex-dependent catabolic process; positive regulation of ubiquitin protein ligase activity. Lineage: Eukaryota; Metazoa; Chordata; Actinopteri; Siluriformes; Bagridae. The record is from RefSeq and is a predicted model, not a curated record.